Messenger RNA from Vicia faba (fava bean), 945 nucleotides. The record is from the annotation of a GenBank genome assembly. NCBI's taxonomy places the organism in Eukaryota, Viridiplantae, Streptophyta, Magnoliopsida, Fabales, Fabaceae.
AUGGCAUCGUUAUUAACUCAUACCAAUCACAUGCUAUAUACCUCCACUUUCCCGAUGCCACGUUGUAGAAGUCAAGGAUUAUUGAAAUCUGUAAAACCAUUCCAACUCCAUCGAUUCAAAUUUCCAAGUAUUCGCAUUAAUCAAUCCUUCAUACGCUGCACAAAGUUAACUCCAUGGGACCCAUCACCCAUUGCAUACGCUCCUACUGAUGAUCAAAGCGAUGAUUUCUUGCAGAGUACUGCCGAUAUAUUUGAAACCCUUGAAUCUACUCAAGUGGAUGAGUCACAAACAGUAAACACUGAAGGGCUUGUAGAGAAAAACGAUCAGCCAGGGCAGGAGCUUCAGUUUAUCAAGUGGCCGAUGUGGCUUCUCGGCCCUGCCGUUCUCCUUGCGACAGGCAUGGUCCCAACAUUAUGGUUACCAAUAUCUUCAAUCUUUCUAGGUUCCAACAUAGCGAGCUUACUUUCCUUGAUUGGACUCGAUUGCAUCUUUAACCUCGGCGCAACACUUUUUCUCCUCAUGGCCGAUUCAUGCUCAAGACCUAAACAUCCAACUCAAGACUGCAAAAGCAAGGCUCCCUUCAGUUACCAGUUCUGGAACACUGUUGCUACCUUCACCGGAUUCAUCGUCCCGCUUUCAAUGAUGCUUGCUUCUCAAAAGGGCUUUCUCCAACCUCAACUACCUUCCAUCUCAUUCGCAGUCCUGCUAGGUCCUUAUCUUCUUCUUUUAUCAGUACAGCUAAUGAGAGGAUUAAAACUCGGAGUUGAGCUAAGUGCACCGGAAUGGAUGAUGCAUACAAUUAGGGGUCUGGUUUGCUGGUGGGUGCUCGUUCUCGGUCUGCAGCUCAUGAGGGUUGCUUGGUUUGCCGGUUUAACUGCUGGAGCUCGAAAGGAUCAAUCGUCUUCUUCUGAUACUUCUGCUGCUAAUGGUAUUGGUACUAAUUAA